Gigantopelta aegis is the source of this 1133-nucleotide messenger RNA. RefSeq names its product short-chain dehydrogenase/reductase family 9C member 7-like. The record is from RefSeq and is a predicted model, not a curated record. The transcript has 5 exons. The coding region runs from base 48 to 1037 and encodes 329 amino acids. Lineage: Eukaryota; Metazoa; Mollusca; Gastropoda; Neomphalida; Peltospiridae. Gene Ontology annotation, molecular function: oxidoreductase activity.
UCUCGCUCAGUCAGUAGAACGAUCGCCUGAGGUCCUUGUGUCCUAGGAUGGAAAGGUAUCGGCCCGCAGUCAGCAGAAUGUUUCUUCUGGUCAUCACAGCUGGGUUGUUAAUUGGAUACUGCACUCUCAGGUGGUUGUUGGGUUUGUCGACGAUAGAUAACUACGAAUCCAGAUACGUGUUCAUCACGGGCUGUGACAGUGGGUUCGGCAACCUCCUGGCAAAGCGCUUGGACUCCAUGGGUUUCAAUGUGUUUGCGGGCUGCUUGACGGACGAAGGAGCCGAGAGUCUUAGGAAAGAGGUAUCUCCCAGACUGGUCACCGUGGAUAUUGACGUCACGAGCGAAAAGAAAAUCCACGAUGCUUUCGUGUUUGUCCGUGACACAUUACCGGAUAAGACAGGUUUGUGGGCUGUGGUGAAUAACGCUGGUAUAGCGUGUGAUCCCGGCCCAGCUGAAUGGUUCCCCAGGUCGGAAUACGAACGUCUAAUGGCCGUCAACGUCUACGGCAUGAUUGACGUGUGCAGGACGUUUCUGCCCUUGAUACGAAAACAACAUGGCCGAAUUGUUAAUUGCUCCAGUUUGUCCGGACGAUUUGCUGUUGGGGUUGCUCCAUAUUGUGUUUCUAAAUACGGAGUCGAGGCGUAUUCCGACUGCUUGAGGCGAGAUUUGUAUGUUGAGGGAAUUACCGUGCAUAUGAUUGAACCUCUGACGUUCAAAACUCCAAUGAUCUCCAAUCUGCCACAACGUCUGCGCUCUGCCUUCGAACGAAUUAGUCCCGAAAUGCAAGCGUUUUAUGGCCAGACAUACUUGGAACAGUGUGAAGUCGUUGUGCGUAAGACGAUAGACACCAUGGUAAACCCCAACACGUACCUUGUGGUGGAUGACUACGUGCAUGCCAUCACGUCACGAUUUCCACGCGCCAGGUACAUGCCCGGGAAUUACACCAAGUACUUGCUCUGGGUGGUCUGGAGUCUUCCAGAAUGGAUCGUUGACUGGAUGCUGUCACUGAUGUUGCCCAAGCCCGCUGGAGCCAAGUGAACUUGCUUAUCCAGCUAAAACGUUGCUUACCUCGACAAAAAUGCUCAUAAAUACCGAUUUUUAAAAAAUUGUUUGGUUUUUGUAUACAAGGGCAGC